This is a messenger RNA of Ictidomys tridecemlineatus (thirteen-lined ground squirrel), 1699 nucleotides long. It is a transcript of the gene Hand1, whose product is annotated as heart and neural crest derivatives expressed 1. Gene Ontology annotation, molecular function: protein dimerization activity; RNA polymerase II transcription regulatory region sequence-specific DNA binding; DNA-binding transcription factor activity, RNA polymerase II-specific. NCBI's taxonomy places the organism in Eukaryota, Metazoa, Chordata, Mammalia, Rodentia, Sciuridae. Gene Ontology annotation, biological process: regulation of transcription by RNA polymerase II; heart development. The record is from RefSeq and is a predicted model, not a curated record.
CGCCUUAUAUAAGCCAGAUCCUGAAGGGGAGUCAGGAGAAGGGUUAAAUCGGUCUUUGGGCAUCGGCAUCCUAGUCCGCGACAGAAACUUGCACGAAGGCAGCAGGCUACGUGUGUCAUCUUCAACCUUGCUCAGGACUCUCCUAAAGCCGGCGCCCAGCAGUGCGCGGCCCGGGAGCCCACGGGUGGCCCCGGUCCUCUUUGGGGCACAUGGGGCGGCGCUAAUCCGGCUAGUGGUUCAGGCCAGGAGCCUCUCCAACAUGAACCUCGUGGGCAGCUACGCACACCAUCACCACCAUCACCACCCACACCCCGCGCACCCCAUGCUCCACGAGCCCUUCCUCUUUGGCCCGGCCUCGCGCUGUCACCAGGAGCGACCUUAUUUCCAAAGCUGGCUGCUGAGCCCUGCUGACGCUGCCCCAGACUUCUCUGCGGGAGGGCCACCACCAACAGCCGCUGUGGCUACUGCCGCCUACGGUCCGGACGCCAGACAGGGUCAGAGCCCCGGGCGCCUGGAGGCGCUCGGCGGCCGUCUGGGCCGGCGGAAAGGCUCGGGACCCAAGAAGGAGAGGAGACGCACAGAGAGCAUUAAUAGCGCGUUCGCUGAGCUGCGGGAGUGCAUCCCCAACGUGCCGGCGGACACCAAGCUCUCCAAGAUCAAGACUCUGCGCCUGGCCACCAGCUACAUCGCCUACUUGAUGGACGUACUGGCCAAGGAUGCACAGGCUGGCGACCCCGAAGCCUUCAAGGCUGAACUCAAGAAGGUGGAUGGUAGCCGCGAGAGCAAGCGGAAAAGGGAGCUGCCGCAGCACGAAGGCUUUCCUCCUGCCCUGGGCCCAGGUGAGAAGAGGAUUAAAGGGCGCACCGGCUGGCCGCAGCAAGUCUGGGCGCUGGAGUUAAACCAGUGAGCCGAGGACCUGGGGCGACCCCGGAGCCCCGGGAGAAGAUGAAGGCGGCGGCCAAGGCCGGGCUCUGGGUUCCUGCGACUUGUGAGAGAGCGUUGCGCAGAACCUCUGAGAGCGCUGGCGGGUAGCGGGCUGCAACCACACACUUGGAUCGCACGUGCAAUGUCAUUUGAAAUUGUUUUAAAUACAUUAAGAGAAAGAAAUUUAUAUAUAAUCCACCUCCUUUAACCGAGGGAGGCUUUUGGAGGCACGAUGCAGGAGGGAGGGACUGCGGAACCCAAGUGCCGAAAGACACACCCUUCCAACCCUUCUGGGUCGAAUUUAGAACCCCCAACGCCAUCCUCAUCUCCGCCAUCUGGCUUUCUCUCUUGUUCCCCUCUCCGCUUUGUGCCACCCCAGACUCCUUCUUCUCCAAGUAAAAUACAAUAAGAGGAAUCAAUAGUUUUCUUCCAGGGAACGAGAACCGAAAGCAGGAAGGUGGAGGGCUGCCUUUUGUCGUUCCCCUUUAAACAGCAGUGUUUUACUUUUCUUUUUGUUGCUGUACAUCCUACGUAGUUCCAAGGGGAACUCUCCCUCUUUCUCUCUUUUUCUUCCUUUCUUUUUUCCCCUUUUCCUUUCUCUUUUUUUCCAAAUAAAAAUUUCCCCUAUGUUGCAAAGUUUUUAUAUAUUUAAACUACCUAUCAUGCCUGUUGCACUCAGGUGUUCGUUAUCUCCCCAUCCCCAUCCCUCUUCUACCUCAGAUCUGUAUGACCACUCACUGCCCCUCCCUUUGCCAAAGCAGUAUCUAUGCUCUUG